Geodia barretti is the source of this 2025-nucleotide messenger RNA. NCBI's taxonomy places the organism in Eukaryota, Metazoa, Porifera, Demospongiae, Tetractinellida, Geodiidae. The record is from the annotation of a GenBank genome assembly.
AUGCCCCACUUCCGCAUCGGCGUAGACAUCGGCGGCACCUUCACCGACAUCGUAUUCCUCGGCGGCGACGGGCGCGUUCUGACCCGCAAGGUGGCCAGCACCCCCGACGACUACAGCCGUGCCGUCCUCAACGGCAUCCGCGCAGGCAUGGAGGAGCUGAACAUCCCGCCGAGCUCGGUAACCGAGGUCGGGCACGGUUUCACGGUCGCCACCAACGCCAUCAUCGAGGAAAAGGGGGCCCACAUGGCCCUCAUCACCACCGAGGGAUUCCGCGACGUUCUCGAGUUCCGCCGCAACCGCACGCCUCGGCUCUACGAUCUCUACUACGAAAAGUCGCCCACCCUGGUGAAGCGCCAAUACCGGCUGGAGGUCGGGGAGCGCCUAAACUUCCGUGGCGAGGUCCUGCGCCCCAUCGAUGCCGAUUCCGUCGACCGCGCUGCCCAGGCAGUGGUCGACAGCGGCGUGGAGUCCGUGGCAGUCUGUCUACUCCACUCCUACGCCAACCCGGCUCACGAGCAGGUCGUCGCCCAGGCUGUUCGGGAGCGCGCACCGGACGUUGUCCUGACGCUGUCGUCAGACCUCCUGCCUGAGAUGAAGGAAUACGAGCGCACCAGCACCACGGUGAUCAACAGCUACGUCCGGCCCGUGGUCGAAACCUACCUGACCCUGCUGACCCAGGGCCUCGAAGACAUGGGAAUCACCGUGCCGCUGGCCGUCAUGCAGUCCAACGGAGGCCUGGCCACUUCUGCCAUCGCCAUGGAGCGCCCGGUCUACUGCAUCGAGUCCGGCCCGGCCGCAGGAGUCGUCGGCGCCUUCCACCUGGGGCGCCGGCUGGACAUGCCCAACCUCGAUGACCCUCGACAUGGGCGGCACGACAGCCAAGCCUCCAUCAUCGAGAACGGUGAAAUGCUCCAGGCCCCGGAAUACGAGGUCGGAGGCGACAUCAGCGUCGGCCACCGCCUGCUCCGCGGAAGUGGGCAUAUCCUCCGCGUCCCGGCCAUCGACCUCGCUGAGGUUGGCGCCGGCGGCGGCAGCAUCGCCACCGUCGACCGCAGCGGCUCCCUCCGCGUCGGCCCCCAGAGCUCCGGCGCAUUCCCCGGCCCUGCCUGCUACCAGCUCGGCGGACAGGACGCCACGGUAACCGACGCUGACGUGCUCCUCGGCUACCUGAACCCCCAGCACCUGCUCGCCGGCGAUUUCCCCAUAGACUCCGAGCUGGCGAGACGAGCCGUGACCGACAACGUGGCCCGCCCCCUGAACAUGUCCGACGUCGAGGCGGCCCACGGCAUCCACCUGCUGGUCAACUCCAACAUGGGCCGUGCCCUCAGGGCCGUCUCCAGCGAACGGGGCCGGGACCCCCGCCGCUUCGACCUCAUCUGCUUCGGUGGCGGAGGCCCGGUCCAUGCCGCCGGUCUCGCUGAGAUGCUCGACAUAACCCGCGUGGUUGUCCCACCCUUCCCCGGCGUCUUCAGCAGCUUCGGCCUGCUGGUCGCGGACGUGGAACACCACUUCGUCCGGACCCAUUUCAAGACCUUCGAAGAGAUCGACCUGCCCACCCUCGCGGCUUGGUCGAGGGCAUGUGGGAGGAGGGCCGGCGACAGCUCCGCCUCGAGGGUCUCCGACCUGACCGUUGCCGUCCCGUCCGGCCCCAUCACCCAGGCAACCCUCGAUGCACUCGCCGAAAAUUUCGACUCCGAGCAUGAACAGUCAUUUGGCUACCGCACCGACGUGGGCUACCAGCUGGUCAACAUCCGCGUCAUCGCCCGCGGCCUGCCCGACGCGCCGCGAAUGCCGGAACGCUUCGAGCUGGCUGAUGCCGCCAACGGAGCACAGGGGACCCGUCCCGUCUAUUUCGGCCCCAACCGCGGCUGGGCCGACACGCCCGUGCUGAGUCGCCCCAGCCUGCAGGGUCGCUCGGAACCCGGCCCGCUGGUAAUCGAAGAAUACGACUCCACCACCGUAGUCCCUCCAACCUGGGCCGCCACCGUCGAUGAUGCCAGCAACAUUAUCCUGGAGCGGGCCUGA